Messenger RNA from Haliotis rubra (blacklip abalone), 1584 nucleotides. RefSeq lists its product as uncharacterized. The record is from RefSeq and is a predicted model, not a curated record. Bases 250 to 1425 code for a protein of 391 amino acids. The transcript is spliced from 5 exons. NCBI's taxonomy places the organism in Eukaryota, Metazoa, Mollusca, Gastropoda, Lepetellida, Haliotidae.
UGUCAACUUCCGGAUAAGAAUUGUGAGGCGUAUUUACCUGUGCAAUCUCUAUUUGUAUGGUUAAAGAAUGAUUGUAUGUGAAAAUCGUAGCAUCGUGAUUCAAAGUUGUGUUUAGAAUCUUCAAUCUGACCGUCAUCUGUUCUUAACGUUGAACGUGGUUUCCUUGUUUGGACAUUCAGAGCGACUUACAGCGAGCUUGUUCUUCGGGAACUAUUUCAGUAUUUAAAGACAUUUUGACAUUUUUUAUGAAUGAGAUAUUCAUCAAUGGCCGAAUAUUGCGACAUCCAGUUUGAUUGGGAUUGUGAUAGGGAUCCGAACACCAUCAUUGAUUAUUUUCAAGAAAGUGACGAGAAACAAAAUGUUGAUGGCCUUGAAUCGCUUUCUUUCCCAAGUAAGCUGGAAAUUUACAAAGGUGCAGAAAAUGAGAGCAGCAACUGUCACUUAACAGUCCGUUGCAAGUCUGUGUACCAUGUUGGAAUAACAGCAGUACAGAUUGUCAGUGAAUCUCGGAACAUGGAGGUCUAUGGACAAACUGAGGGGUACAUGCUUACAAUCCGAGGAAAGUCAGUUCCCAAUUCUGAAGAUGAUACUCGCUAUUAUAUUUCAAGUUUGUCUACAGAAGAACCAACAAAAUGCCUUACUUUUAAGUUCCUAUCACUGAAAGAUAGAACAUCAUUCCUGAUCAAGCGUCUACAGAUAACUCUUAUCCAGAUGGCGUCACAGAACAGUUCCUCUCAAAUGGACAUUGGUAAACUGAGGAAUCAUGUGAAAGAACUUGGAGAUAAAGUCUCGGAUAACGCAAAGUCUCUGCUGGACACCAUGGAACAGUAUCAAAAUAAUCAGCGGGGUGCACUAGACAAUGUUCGAACCAUGAUCUCUGAGAGCACAUUGCCACCUGACAAAGAAUCGUCAUUAUCUGGCAUGGCUGGACUGUUGUCCAUGUUUUCCAAGAUGAACAGUAGCGUGCCAAACAAUCCUCCCUCCGUGCCGAGGGGGGACAAUGGUGUAAACAAUCCUAGUGAUUUGGCCGGGAAUCUGUUGACCCACAUGUCCAUGAGUCAGAACGGAGACAGUUUACACAGCGAGGACAUGUACAAGUUUCUACAGUCAGUCUGCGGGAGGGUGUCGAAACUGCGGCACACUGAAAAAGCAAACCCUGAGAUAAUUUCCAAGAGUGAAGUUCCAGCACAGAACCAAGUGGACCCUGCUGUCCUGGAGGAAGUAUCAAAACGGAUCCAUUCAGCCGAAGAACGGAUCCUCACGCAGGUACAGAAUCAGAUGUCAGACAUGGAAGCCAGGCUGAACAGCAAGAUGGACAGAAUACUGCAGCUGUUGUCUCCAUCUGAAGAAUCGGUAUCAGAAUCGGAGGAAGAACCAGAUACCCCAGACAAAAUCCCUUCUCCACAACCGAUAGACUUGGACUAAUCUUCAGUUCGUAGCCAAAAGACACAAUGAAACCUUUAUAUUAUGUUCAUCUGGACACAGUUGUUCUCAGGACAAAUUACUUUUAAAGAAUGUUAUUUGUUCUUUCACAGAAUGGUCUAGAAGGUGUUUAUAAUAUCAUCAGAAUGGUCUAGAAGGUGU